Molecule: messenger RNA, 735 nt
Organism: Eimeria tenella
Lineage: Eukaryota; Apicomplexa; Conoidasida; Eucoccidiorida; Eimeriidae
Exons: 2
Coding region: 1-735 (244 amino acids)
Source: RefSeq, a predicted model, not a curated record
AUGUCUCCUGCUGCUGCUGCUGCUGCUGCUGCUGCUGCUGGCUCCGCAGAAGCCUCUCCCGCUGCGGCUGCUGCUGUUGCGGCAGCAGCUCCAGGGGCGCAGUCUUCCUCGUCCUCCCCGCCCGCUGCUGCUGCCGCUCCCGCCGCUGCUGCUAACACUGCUGCUGCUGCUGCUGCUGCUGCUGCGGAGCCGCUGCCGCGCAGCGCGCGCCCCGUUUACCUGCACAUUGUGUCUUACAAGGAGCUGUCUUACAAGCCUCUGGAAGACCCGGUUGCUGCUGUUGCUGCGAGCCCGCGGAGCGACAGUUUGCUGCUGCUGCAGCAGGCGCUGCGGGAAGCAGCGCUGGAUGCUGCUGCUGCUGCUGAGCCCGUCUUCGUGUCCUUUUCUGCUGCUGCUCCUCUCGAAGGCCAAUAUGAAGGAGAUGCUUUGAUAGCCAAGCUGCAGGAGCUGCUGCUGUACGUACACCUCGAGCUCUCCAACAGCAUCGUCUCUGUGGAAAUCUGCAGACACAAUCCGCCCCCAGAAGGCUACUCCUUCGAGCAGCAGCAGGGCAGCAGCAGCAGCAGCAGCAGCAGCAGCACCAAGAGGACCAUUCAGAUCCUUUACAACGGUCAGCCGCUGGAGGAGCUGAUAGAAUACGAAAUCCCGGAAAAAGAAGUGGAAGUUUACACUGCAGCAAAACUCGACUGGCAGUUCCAAAUGGCUUGCGACGGCACAUUCGACCCCGUCAACUGA